AUGACAGACGUUGGCAAAGAACACUAUGUCCGAGCCAAGGAGUCCGAUCAAGUUCUCGUUCCCCAACCAUCGCAAGAUCUUCACGAUCCCCUAAACUGGUCGCCUUUCUGGAAGUUCUCUGCCAUAUUUUGCGUUUCUACCAUGACGUUCACUCAGGGAUUUGCGCCUCUGGCUCUUGCGCCUAUGUUUCCUGACUUGAUUCGUGCUUAUAACAGUACUCUUGAGGAUGUUAUUCAGUUUACAGGCGUUACUAUCCUGAUUCUGGGAUUUAGCAACUUUUUCUGGGCACCUAUCUCUACCUCCUUCGGUCGUCGACCUGUCUAUCUUGCUUCGCAGGUGAUCUGCCUCGCCUGUCACAUCAUUCGUGCCAAAGCAUCCACCUACGGCAUCUUCAUGGGAGCCUGUGUUCUCAACGGAAUCGGAGCUGGACCCUCUGAGAUUCUUCAACCCGCCGUCAUCGCCGAUAUCUUCUUCCUCCACGAUCGCGGAACAUGGAACGCGCUAUACUGGGUUGUUUACAUGGGCUCACUUAUGAUCGCGCCAAUCAUCGCUGGUCCAAUGGCAGACCGCACGGGAUGGCAGAACUUCUGGUGGCUCAAUGUCGCUGUUACUGCUCUCUCCAUCGUGCUCGGCAUAUUUGGGUUUCCUGAAACAAAGUGGACACGCGUCGACUCGAUUGAGGCUGAGCGUGGGGUUAAUGAGAUUAUUGAUACAACUCAGGACAAACCGUCGCACUCCCAUGCUGAUGCUGAAAAGACUGUCGGUACACCUCAAGCCCAGGGUGAACCCUCUGCAGACGCUCAUUUGGGCAAAGGAACACCUUCAAAGUUGCAGUGGCGACUGUUCCAACCCAACUCAGCGCCUCUCCAAAACAUUCUUCUCGACAUCUGGACUCCAUGGAGGCUCUUCGUCUAUCCUAUUGUUCUCUUUGCUUCCUUUGUGGUCAGCUGGAGUUGCAGUAACUUCUUGAUUCUCAACCUUACCCAGUCUCAGGUGUUUGCAGCUCCUCCGUACAACAUGAGCUCUCAGUCCAUUGGCUUCCUCAAUUUCUCCAUUCUUGUCGGCGCCUUGAUCGGACUUGUCACAGCUGGUCCCUUCAGCGAUUGGGUCUCUGCAAAAGCAACCACGCGAAACGGCGGUAUCCGAGAACCAGAGAUGCGUCUCCCUGCGAUGAUCCCCUACAUCGUCAUUAUGAUCUUCGGCAAUGUGAUCACCUCAAUCGGAUACGAAAGACAUUGGCCAUGGCCAGUCAUUGCCGUCCUUGGCUACUCAUCUGCUGGCAUCCAGGUUGCUGCCCUCCCAAGUAUUGCCAGUACAUACGCAGUGGAUUGCUAUAAGCCAGUCACUGGAUCGCUUUUCGUUGCUAUUACUGUCAAUAAGAGUCUUUGGGGAUAUGGAAUGGGCAAGUUCGUCACUCCAUGGACUAUUAAGUCAGGAUUCAUUCCUGUCUUCAUGACCAACAUGGGACUCACUGUUCUCUGGUGCGGCUUGGGAGCGGUGUUCUACUUCUAUGGAAAGACUUUCAGAAGAUGGACCAAGGACAGCAAUGUGCAUGGGUUUUAA
Molecule: messenger RNA, 1563 nt
Organism: Fusarium oxysporum Fo47
Lineage: Eukaryota; Fungi; Ascomycota; Sordariomycetes; Hypocreales; Nectriaceae
Product: major facilitator superfamily domain-containing protein
Exons: 5
Coding region: 1-1563 (520 amino acids)
Biological process (GO): transmembrane transport
Molecular function (GO): transmembrane transporter activity
Source: RefSeq, a predicted model, not a curated record